CUUCCUCUUUCCGACAAACAAGAAACACAAAGCUUUGAGGCACAUUUCCUUUGAUCGGAUUUACACCUAUGAAGACCCAACACUAGUUGGAAGAAAGCUGAAUCAUGGCAGCACUUGUCUGUCAUCUGUCAUUGCUCAUGCUCAUUCUGGUGGCUGUGCAAAUGGUUGUGCCGUACACCUUUAAGAACUGCGUUGAACUGAGGAACACCAGAAAGCGGAGCUUCAAAUGCACCACUCGAGAGUGGAAUAUAUCUGUCAUAUUGGAGGACCUGCCGCCGUCCGUCAUCAAUCUCACCAUUUUGGCAAGCCCUAUCAAAGACAUUCCUGACAAAGCCUUCGUCCACAUUAAAGACCUUCAGCAUCUUGAGUUGGGCAGAAACCGUUUGAGGACCAUAAGUGACUUGUCUUUUGAUGGACUCAAUCAACUCAAGUUUCUCGACUUGUCGUUUAACAACAUCUCCCAGCUAAGGCCCAAGCUUUUUGCGAACCUGCACAAUCUCACUUUCCUCACUCUGAGUGGCAACCACAUCAAGUCCAUGCCAGUGGACAUUUUCUCAACUAGGCAGCACAUGCUCGACACUUUAAUAUUGCAGAGCAACCGUUUAACAAACUUCUCAGAGAUUGUUGAGGCUGUGUCAUACUUAAAGAAUCUGAAGGAAUUAAACCUUUGCCAAAACAACUUAACAUCUCUGCUUCACUCCAAUAUUUCGCUCCCUCAAUCUCUCACCAAGUUGGUCCUGUGUAAAAACAACCUAGACAUGUUAGGAUGCGGGCGCCACUUCUUCUCUGGGAUCAAAAUCUUAGAUUUGUCUUUAAAUUCUCAACUGACUACAGAGGCUUUUCAGGAUGUGGAUUUAAAUGGGACAAACUACCUCAAGUUGAGCUCAACCAAGGUAAAUGUGACGAUCCUUUUAAAUAUCAGCAACAUAAAAGCAGGACACAUCGACUUCACAGGAACAGGUGUGAAAACCAACACUAUGUUACUUGAGCUGUGCAAGCUUUUAAGGAGCAAGGUGAAAAGUCUUAAUACGUUGCGUCUGAGCAACAAUAGCAUCACUAACCUGCAAAAUGAUACAUUGUCCCAAUGCCCAACAAUCCGUACAGCCUUGGAUCUAUCCAACAAUAACAUGGGAAAUGCUCAAAACAAGAUAUCAUCAGACUGCCUAAGAUUUAUUGGCAAGAAUAAAUAUUUGAGAAAGUUUUAUUUUGAACACAACCACUUGACCUCCAUUGCCUCUUGCAAGAAUGUAACGUUACGCUUUAAUAAAAUGGAAGAGCUCAGCUUACGAUACAACCGCAUCCUCUCAGUGGAUUCUUACGCUUUUUAUCACACACCAAAUAUAAAAACCCUGAAAUUAAACAUCAACAUCAUCGCCUUUCUUCAUCAUGAAGCUCUUAAAGGACUCUACCAGCUUGAGAACCUACGCUUGGACAACAACCUUCUCACCGACCUUUUUGCUGACACUUUUGAAGAUCUGAUUGUGCUGCAAUCUCUUAACCUGCGAAACAAUCGCAUCGCAGUCAUUUUCAACGGAACCUUCCUCCAUCUUGAAAAUCUGACAACUCUGGACCUCGGAGGGAACAAGAUUUCCCACAUUGAACCCUCGGGAUUUCAAGGACUACGAAGCCUCUCCAAGCUAUACCUAGAUGGAAACAACCUGAAACAGAUUCAUACAUCUCUCCAUGGGGCGUUUCUGGACACACUCACAGUGCUGGAUUUGGAAAGAAACCUGAUUAUGUUCCCGACCAAAAGAGUACCCUCACCAUUUGUGAAGCUUAGCAGACUCAAUGACUUGAAGUUAGGUGGACAGCGUCCAUACGGUCUCACCCGAUUGCAACAUAAGUUCUUCCGCGGCCUCCGCAACCUAACUUCUCUCUACCUCGCCAAUAAUCAAAUCUCGUACAUUGCCGUUGACGCAUUUGACGACCUGACGAACCUGAUUUUCCUCACCUUGCAGAAGUGCUGCGUCGUGAACAUAGAGCUGAAACCGGGAAUUUUUAAUAGUCUUCGGAAAUUAUCCUACUUGUCUGCAGAAAAUGCCGGCUUCCAGACCUUCUCUAGGGACGUGUUUGGCAAUCUAACCGGGUUGCAGACAUUACAGCUCAACCACAAUGGAAUGCAAACACUCGAUGUAGAUGUGUUGGAAAGUAUGUCUCAUUUGCGAUACUUGGACAUACGCAACCUUUCGCUCAGCUGCACAUGCCAGAACAGUUUGUUGCAGAAUUGGACAAUGAAGAACCAACAGGUCCAAGUAGUGUAUCUUUACGAUCUUCCUUGCCAGCAGGGGGAAAAUAAUAACUUCUACAACUUCAACACAGAUGUCUGCUAUGUCGACCUCGGCAAGUAUCUCUUCUUCACCACGUCAACUGUGGUAGUGUUGUUCACAUCCUUUCCGCUGCUUUAUGUCCUACUUUAUUGGAAAAUGAAGUAUGGCUACUAUGUGUUUCGCGCCUGGUUCAGUGAGCAGUGGCGCAAGAUCAAAGAGGAGGAGGAAAACUGUACAUAUGAUGCUUUUGUUUCCUACAACUCCAGUGACGAACAGUGGGUCAUGGUGCAGCUUUUGCCCAACCUGGAGGGCAACGGCUCGUCUUUGAAACUCUGCUUGCAUCAUCGCGACUUUGAGCCAGGUCGGGAUAUUGUAGACAACAUUGUGAACGCCGUGUACAGCAGUCGCAAGACCAUCUGUGUCAUUAGCCGAAAUUUCCUCCAAAGCGAAUGGUGCUCCUUGGAAAUCCAGCUAGCCAGCUACCGGCUUUUCGACGAGCACCGCGACGUUCUCCUGCUCAUCUUCCUAGAACCAGUCUCCGAGCGUCAAAUGUCCUCCUACCACCGCAUGAGAAAGGUCAUGCUGAAGAAGACGUAUCUGCAGUGGCCCGGCUGGGACUGCCUAAACCCCGAGCAAGCUCAAGAGCUGUUCUGGAAUAAGCUGCGUCAUGCAGUAAAGACAGGGAGCAAACAGGAGACUGAAGAAUAUGAGACUCAGGCAUCUCCUAACAAUGACGAUUUGGGAGAUUCUGACACUCAGACUCUGAUACCGGACGGAAACUACUAUACAUAUUAAAUAAGCACUUCCCAUCAAAAAAUGUGUGUAAUUUUAGUCAUCUAAAUCAUGGUCAGUGCCCUUUAGCCUGUGGAAAAAAAGUGCAUUGCUUGUUUCUUCUGGCAUCUAUUACCAUCAAAUACUAUUUUGUAUGUGCUUCAAAUACUCUGGGAAUUUCAAUAUUCGUGGCAGGGCUCACUUUUUAAUAGGGGCUCACUAUAAUGGAUUUCAAUGUUCGUAUUGAAUCUGUAAUGGUAUUGAAUGCUUUAUGUUCGAUUUAGCAUAAUUACUUGCAAAAGAUGAUUCCCUUCUUGGCUUUUCCAAUAACCAUGCAGGAUUGGUAAAAGCUAAUAGCCGGCAAUAGCCAGCUAUUUACUGAUUGGCUGAGUGCUGAACAGCUUCCUCCACGGGGGAAAAUACAAACGGUGAUUUGAUUUGCCUUAAGUUCCAUUAAUUCCAAUGGGGAAAGAUUUAAGAAACAAUUGUUUUUAGAAUUGAGUGUUUUCAAUGAAUAAAUAUAUGUAUCUUGUAUCUGAAGGCACUACUUUAUGUGAUGUUAGCGGAGUUCCAAUAUGAAGAUGGAAUGAACUUUUUCAGUUUUAUUUUAGUAUUCACAUAUAAAUUUGUAAUGACACCGGCUGGGUUUAUUAUGACAGAUUUUAAUUCAAACAGCACACCUUUUAGUCUACAUCUGUCAUAACAAUAAAGUGAACUAGGAUACACGUUUACAAGUAAACAAAAAUACGCAUACAAGAUGUAAACAAAAAAAUUAGGUAAAUUGUUUGUUAGUACAGUUUCCUGGGGGAAAAGGGCCAGCGUUUAGGUCGUGUCAUGGAUGUGAAUAUAGGUGACGGGCUCUCAAGAAUGUAAGGUUGCAUGUAAUGGUGGCCGGGAGGGGAGAAUAAAGCAUGAGAGGAGAAGAUGGGGGUGAAGGGGUACUCUUGACGUUCAAAUGAAGCAUCAUUUUUAAGGGGAAUGUGUUGCCCAGGUGAAUAUCGGAAUUUCAGCUCUUGGCCAGGACUGAUUUGAAUGUAGCUCGGCUGCGACCAACUCGUACUCUGCUGCGCAUAGCAGUCCCCGAAGGGUUCAAAUUUGGUGUGAGUUUCACCAAAGAAGUGCACUGGUGGUUUCUUAGACUGAAUGAACAGCUGGUGAGUUACUGUAGGGGAAGGACUAAAGUCUAUAUGGAACUCUGGUGAGGUGCGAAGCCUAAAGAUUUCAUCCAAGUGACCCGUCGAAGUGUCCACGGGACUGGUUGGCCAAGCUGUAGUCUUCAUAAGAGACAAGAUGAGGUGGAGUUAGUUGAAGAUAGUUAAGAAAAAGAAAAAAAGAUAACCAAGCUUACCUGGUCCAAGCGCUGCUGUGGCGGUGAACUGAGAUCCCAGCGCAAGUGCUUUUUUCCCUUCCUUUUGUUUUCGAAAAGGGCAUUGCCCUCACUUUUGAAAUGUAUGUCAUGUCCAGAGUCGACUGGAAAUGGUGCUGGGAACACAUCCAAAAAAAUGUUUAAAACUGACAAUUUAUUUCAAUAAUCGUUGCGACAGCUUCAUAUCAGUUAUGCCUUUAACUUAUUCAGUUCCAAAGAUGUGUUUUUUUUUUACAGGUGGAGCGUAGAGCAUCUGAGGUCAGACGACUGUGAAUUCAAAAUUUGUAGGCAAGAUUAAAUCAUUUGCUGCCAUUGACAGCAAUGAUCAUUCAGGUAGUCUUUUUAUUCAUGUGAAUAAAAAAAAAAAAAUUAGAUCAUUCAGUACCAGCCCGCCCAGUUCAAAUGUAAUGGACAUUUAUUGUGGUCACUGGUCAGUAGCAGUGAAAGAGUUAAUUGUGAGAAUGACACAAAAUACUCAAACUAGUUUUAGAAUUGCAGAGUGAAUGAGUGGUAAGCACGUCAAUCUGAGAGUUCUGAGGUCAAAGUUUUGAAUCUGGAAUCUCACCUUCCAUUGUGGUUAUAGAUGUUCCCCCUCUGCUUGAGAGUUUCUUUGUCCAUAUACUGGCCAGAAAUACGUGUUGGUUUAUUAAAGAGCAAAUUGUCCAUAUAGGUUCUGGAUUACUCGUGAAUUUAAUGAGGGCAAGUGGUACAGAUGGUGGGUUUUAAAAAAAAAAAAAAAAAAAAAAAAAAAGGAUUGUAAUUUAGUAGUGUCUCAUUUUGUUAAAUUGUUUUUCCACAUUUACCUGGGACUUAAAAUUUACUCGCUGUCAUGUGCAUUAUGUAUGUGCAACAACAUGAUUCCUUGAUGUUAAUUUGAUAAAAUAACUUGAAUUAACUAGCAUAAUCAAGUCUGCGGGCAUAACUUAAAUUUCUGAGUAAACUGAAUUUGAAAUAAGUUAAGUGUGCAACUCACUCCUGAUUUUUUCAAAAGGGCACGAUAGCAACAGGGCAGCCAGCUAGGGGGUUUAGAACAGCUGUCUGCACUUUCCGCUGCCAUUGUGACAGCCUUUCCGCUGCCAUAGUGACAGCCUAAGUUUGAAACUCGCUUGGAGUAACUUUUUAUACAUUUACUGGUUCUUAAAUAAGGUCUGCUUUACUUAAUAUACUGAGUUCAAAGUAUUUAACAGCAGUCCGUUUACUUAAAUUUUGAAUUUAAGGGGUUAACCCCCAAUCAAAACUUGAGAAUUCAAGUGAAAUGAGUUGAUUAUUAUUUUUACGUAGACAACAGUGUGCAGUAUUCCACAUAGAUGUUCUUAUGUAUGAAUCUAGAGCUUGAGUACAUACCUGGCGUCCACUGCCGUUUUUUCCGCUUUGCCUUUUGCUUGUGGACGUCUCCCUUGGGUUGAGGGUGA
Corythoichthys intestinalis (scribbled pipefish) is the source of this 5816-nucleotide messenger RNA. It is a transcript of the gene tlr21, whose product is annotated as toll-like receptor 21. Lineage: Eukaryota; Metazoa; Chordata; Actinopteri; Syngnathiformes; Syngnathidae. Gene Ontology annotation, biological process: immune response; inflammatory response; toll-like receptor signaling pathway. The coding region runs from base 105 to 3062 and encodes 985 amino acids. Gene Ontology annotation, molecular function: transmembrane signaling receptor activity; protein binding. The record is from RefSeq and is a predicted model, not a curated record. The transcript has 2 exons. Gene Ontology annotation, cellular component: plasma membrane.